AAGCCCCCCCCCUCCGGCCCAAACCUCCCAAGAGAGCGGGCGCCUGUUCUUCGAAGCCCCGUGAUCAGCUGCUGCCGUAGCGGGCCCCCUCCCCCAGGGAGGAAGCCGCCGCAAUGAAGACAGCCGCGCGCCUCGCGCUGGCGCUGCUCCUCUGCCCCGCCGCGCGGGCGGCCGAGCAGCAGGUCACCCCAGUGCAGAAGGUGGUCCAGCUGCUGGAGGGGAUGCUGGAAAAGGGCAAGGCGAGCGGUGGCCCAGUCCAGUUCGCCGCCUACAAGCAGUUCUGCGACGACACGUCCGCCGCCAAGGAGCGGUCGAUCAAGGAGGCCGACGAGAAGAUAGAGAUCCUGAAGGCGGACAUCGAGCUGCACGCCGCCACCAUCGCCAGACUGAAGAAGGAGAUUGCCGAGCACGAGGCCGACCUCGCCGCGUGGGCUGGCGACAUGCAGGCGGCCACGAAGGUGCGGGAGAUAGAGAAGACCGCCUACGACGACUCGCACAAGGACCACUGGGACCUCUCCGAGUCCGUGUCCGCCCUCGACCGCGCCAUCCAGGUCCUCAAGGCGCAGGCCUUCAACCGCAAGCAGGCCUCGAGUCUGGCCCAGGUGGCGGCCCUGGGCGGCCUGAGGCUGAUCCCCGACGGGGCCAAGAGGGCCAUCGAGGCCUUCCUGCAGGAGGACCCCGCCGCCGACGCCCUGAGCGUGACGGCGCCCGAGGCACACGGCUAUGAGUUCCAGUCCCACGGCAUCAUUGCCAUGCUGGAGACCCAGCUGCUCGACAAGUUCGUUGCCGAGCGCACCGACUUGGAGAAGGACGCGGGCUCGACCACGAAGCACUAAACAAUUUGAUCCCGUGCCUUCAGGACCUCACGAAGCAGUCCGACCAAGCGAAGUACGACGCCUCGGAGAAGUCCGAGCUCGCCGCCAAGAACAAGGAGGACGACAUGGCCGGCGCGGAAGGCGAGUUGACGGAGACCAAGGA
Prorocentrum cordatum is the source of this 978-nucleotide messenger RNA. The record is from the annotation of a GenBank genome assembly. Lineage: Eukaryota; Dinophyceae; Prorocentrales; Prorocentraceae.